Molecule: messenger RNA, 583 nt
Organism: Bombina bombina (fire-bellied toad)
Lineage: Eukaryota; Metazoa; Chordata; Amphibia; Anura; Bombinatoridae
Gene: S100A13
Product: S100 calcium binding protein A13
Exons: 3
Coding region: 170-454 (94 amino acids)
Cellular component (GO): perinuclear region of cytoplasm
Source: RefSeq, a predicted model, not a curated record
AGGCGUGGCAGGGUGGACCCAGAACUGGUUCUGUAGCCAGGGGGCUGGUGAGUAAUCAGCCUAUGAAGAAACAUAUACUGAUCUAUUUAUCAGUCAGUGUACGUCUGCAUCCCUUCUACUUGUGUCUCUGCUGUCAGUGUAACUCGGUCUCCCUGAUCAUUGAAUUGUGAUGGCAUCAGCCUCGUACUCCGAUGUGGAAAAAGCCAUUUAUACUAUAGUGCAAUGUUACUAUUCAUAUGCAGGAGAUGAUGGCAAGAAAGAGACGCUGACUCUGGCUGAAUUCACCAAACUGGUUAACAAAGAACUCCCACACUUUAUGAAGGAUGUCCCUCUGGAGGAGAAGUUGAAAGAACUGGAUGUUAACCAAGAUAAUGAGAUGAAGUUUAGCGAGUACUGGAAACUGAUCUGUGAAUUAUCCAAGAAUGUCAAGAGGGAACAAAAGAAAAAGAAUUGAAUAUAUAUAUAUAUAUAUAUAUAUAUAUUAUAAUCUAUCUAGGGAAGGGUUAAGAAGAACACAAUUUAGUGUUCGAACUUAAAAAAAAAAUGGAAUAUACUGAUGUUAAUUAAAACUUACUUAAAAAUC